AUGGUCAAAAAAUACGAGCACUCCGAGUCGUUCGGCCUGAUCACGUCGAGCUCGUCCAACAUCCUCUGGACCAACAACCGCGGGACAGCGACCGGGGCAGGCCAGGCUGUCGUUUCUGCCAACGAGGAUGUGAUAUGCUGGGACAUCAAGAAAGGCGAGCUACUGUCUCGGUGGCGCGAUGAAAGUUGCAAGGCACAGGUCACAGCCCUAUCGCAGAGCAAGACAGACAGCGAUGUAUUUGCCGUCGGAUAUGAAGACGGUAGCAUUCGCCUCUGGGACAGCAAGAUAUCCACCGUCAUCCUCAACUUCAACGGCCACAAAUCCGCCAUUACCAUGCUGGCAUUCGACAAGUCCGGUAUUCGCUUGGCCAGCGGCUCCAAAGACACAGACGUGAUUGUGUGGGACUUGGUCGCGGAGGUCGGGCAAUACAAGCUUCGGGGCCAUAAAGAUCAAGUCACGGGACUGCAAUUCAUCGAGCCGGCCGUCCAUGCGCAAGAUGAAGACACGCAAGAGAGCUUGCAGCUGGACCUUGAGGAACAAAGCGAGGGCUUCCUCCUCACUUCGGGCAAGGACUCUCUGAUCAAGCUCUGGGACCUAUCAUCGCGGCAUUGUGUCGAGACGCAUGUUGCACAGACAAAUGGGGAGUGUUGGGCUCUCGGGGUGUUUCCCGAUUCAGAUGGAUGCAUCACGGCCGGUAAUGACGGCGAGCUUAAGGUGUGGUCAUUGGACACGGCGGGCAUGUCCGCGGCAGCGCGUCAAGUGGACGUGCAGAAUAGGCAUUUCAUCCAGGAGCGCGGGACCCUUUUCAGGAACAACAAAGACAGGGCCAUCGAGGUGUCGUUCCACCCGCGACGUGACUAUUUCGCCGUGCACGGCGUCGAGAAAUCAGUUGAGAUAUGGCGGCUCAGAUCUGAUGCUGAGGUGAAGAAGAGUCUGGCUAGAAAAAGGAGGAGACGACGCGAGAAACUUGCUUCUGGUAAGAAAAGCAAAGGUGUCGCAGAUGUUGACCUGGAAGACGCAGAAGACCAGGAAGGUGAGACUGCCCAGCCAGAGCUGUCCGAUUUGUUUGGUCAGCAUGUUGUCAUCAGGACAACAGGCAAGGUGCGGUCAGUGGACUGGGCGACAAAUCAUGGGCACAAGCAGUUACAGCUGCUAGUCUCCACGACGAACAACCAACUUGAACUAUACGACAUCACGGCGAAAGAAAAACGGGGCAAGGCCAAGAACGACGAGGAGCCAGAUUACGCGAGAUCCCUUGCCGUGGACCUCCCUGGUCACAGGGCUGAUAUACGGGCUGUAUCGCUGAGCUCUGACGACAAGAUGCUUGCAUCUGCGGCCAAUGGGAGCCUGAAAAUCUGGAACGUCAAAACGCAGGCAUGCAUCCGGACCUUUGAAUGCGGUUAUGCCCUCUGCUGUUCUUUCUUGCCGGGAGAUAAGGUCGUGGUGGUGGGUACCAAGAGUGGCGAGAUCGAGCUUUUCGAUAUAGUGUCGGCAUCCCUUGUCGACAGCGUAUCGGCCCACGAUGGUGCGAUUUGGUCCCUGCACGUACACCCGGACGGUCGUUCUGUCGUCACUGGGAGUGCGGACAAGACGAUCAAGUUUUGGGACUUCAAGAUCGUGCAGGAGCAGGUCCUGGGGACCGCCAGAACAACCCCAAAGCUGAAGCUGGUGCAGUCCAGGAUGCUCAAGGUUGCAGAUGAUGUUUUGAGCUCGAGGUUCUCCCCCGAUGCCAAGCUUCUUGCUGUCGCUCUACUGGACAACACGGUGAAAGUGUUUUUUACGGACUCGUUAAAGCUGUACCUGAAUCUCUACGGCCACAAGCUCCCUGUCUUGAGCAUGGAUAUCUCGUACGACAGCAAGCUGAUCGUCACUAGCUCAGCGGACAAGAAUGUUAGGAUAUGGGGCCUGGACUUCGGAGACUGUCACAAGGCACUCUUUGCGCACCAGGAUAGUAUCCUGCAGGUGGCUUUCGUGCCACACAACUCGGACGGAAACGGCCACCACUUCUUCAGCACUAGCAAGGACCGUAGUAUCAAGUACUGGGAUGCGGAUAAAUUCGAGCAGAUCCAGAGGAUAGAUGGCCACCACGGAGAGAUCUGGGCCCUUGCUGUCAGCCAUGGCGGUAACUCCAUCGUCAGUGCCAGUCACGACAAGAGCAUACGCGUCUGGCAGGAGACGGACGAGCAGAUAUUCCUGGAAGAAGAGCGGGAAAAGGAGAUCGAGGAGCUGUACGAGGGCACGCUGACGACAUCUCUCGGAAACGAUGCGGACCCGGACCAACAAAACAACGAAGUGGCUGCUGCAAGCAAGCAGACAGUUGAGACGCUCAUGGCGGGCGAAAGGAUUGUGGAGGCACUUGAGCUUGGGAUGGAAGAUCUCCAUGUGGUGAAAGAGUGGGAGGAAGCGAAGGCCGGUAACCCAAAUGUUGCCCCACCGCAGCGAAACCCAGUCUUCAUGGCACUUGGCGGCAUCAGUGCGGAAGCCUACGUUAUGAAUACGCUGCAGCGGAUCAAGGCUUCUGCACUGCACGACGCCCUGCUUGUUCUGCCAUUCUCGACCGUCCCUUUGCUAUUCACAUUCAUCAACCUCUUCGCGGCGCGGUCCAUGAACAUCCCCCUGACCUGUCGGAUACUGUUCUUCAUGCUCAAGACCCACCACAGGCAAAUUGUGGCCAGCAAGACGAUGAGGGUCAUGCUAGACGGUAUAAGGAUGAACUUGAGACGGGCGUUGAAGAGGCAGAAGGAUGAGUUGGGCUACAACAUUGCCGCUUUGAAGGUUGUUGGGAUGCAGAUCCAGGAGAAGAACAUCAAGAACUACGUCGACGAUGCCUGGGAAGCAGACGAGGAAGGGCGCAGUGCCAGGAAACGUACCUUCCUUCACGUCUCAUAA
Molecule: messenger RNA, 2889 nt
Organism: Diaporthe batatas
Lineage: Eukaryota; Fungi; Ascomycota; Sordariomycetes; Diaporthales; Diaporthaceae
Product: snoRNA-binding rRNA-processing protein DIP2
Exons: 2
Coding region: 1-2889 (962 amino acids)
Biological process (GO): maturation of SSU-rRNA
Cellular component (GO): small-subunit processome; Pwp2p-containing subcomplex of 90S preribosome
Molecular function (GO): snoRNA binding; protein binding
Source: RefSeq, a predicted model, not a curated record